UUUACGUAGAGCUGCUGAAAUUUCCUUGUUGAUGGCGAAUCUUACGCCGGACUCGCCGGUUUUAGGACGGAUUUUCGCUUGACCUGCUUAGCCGGUUGGCAUCUCAACGAGAAUGGAUCACAAACUGCUUCUUCUAUUCUCGAUUUUCACUUUCGUCCUUUUCUACAACCCUACCAAUAGUAAUGCUGUGCAGCUGAACACCCUGAAUAUUGACUCUAUUCUUGCCACAAAUGAGUUGGUCAUGGUCAACUUUUACGCCGACUGGUGUCGCUUCAGCAACCUGCUGGCGCCCAUUUGGGAUGAGGCAGCAACCCUGAUUGCUAAGUCGUUCCCUAUCCCAGGGAAGGUUGUCCUCGCCAAGGUGGACUGUGACGCCGAAGGAGGAAUCGCCACUCGUUACCACAUCACAAAGUACCCAACGCUGAAAAUCUUCCGCAACGGCCAAGUCACAAAAAAGGAGUACCGAGGUCAGAGGUCGGCCGAAGCCAUGCUCGCCUUUGUCAAGAAGCAGAUGGAGGACCCGGUGAAGGAGUUCAAAACUGGAGAUAAGAUUGAACCAGCUGCUAGGGCGGUCAUUGGAGUUUUUGCUUCUCGUUUGACUCCUGAGUAUGACACUUACAGAAAAGCAGCCACUUCUCUUAAGGACGACUGUUCCUUCUACUUCAAAGUGGAGGCUCUGGACCAUAAUUUAGAGGCUAAAGGAGUUUUGACGGAAGCUGCCCUUAGCGAUGUUCCCCCGCCAAGCAUAGAAUUUGUCAGCAACAAUGAACACAUUCCCUACUCCGGCGACUUCACCAUGUCUGCUAUGACCCAGUUCCUGCAACCACUCUGCAUUCCUCUUGUCCGUGAAAUCACCUUCGAGAAUGCGGAAGAGCUUUCCGAGGAAGGCCUUCCUUUCCUCAUCCUGUUCCACCGCCCGUCUGAUUCGAAGUCCAAGCAGGAGUUCUCCAACUUGGUCAACAGAGAGCUCCGAGAGGAAAAACAGAACGUGAAUUUCCUGACGGCCGACGGUGAGAAAUUCUCCCACCCCCUGCACCACCUGGGCAAAUCGGAUAAAGACCUCCCUCUGCUUGCUAUUGACUCGUUCCGCCACAUGUACUUGUUCCCCAAGUACGAAGACUCGCUGGUCCCUGGCAAAGUGCUCCAGUUCUUGAAGGACUUGUACUCGGGCAAACUUCAUCGCGAGUUCCACUAUGGACCCGACGCAACUCAGCAAGCGGCAAUCGACGGAAGCAACUCUCAGCCUGUCAUCAUCACGGCGCCCCCCGAGUCGACGUUCAAGAAACUGGCCCCCUCCAGAAACAGAUACACGCUCCUCAGAGACGAACUGUGAAUGCCAAAGCUGACAUUAAUUAUUAAAUUGUUUGUAUGAAGAAAAAAUAACAUCACCGCUGAAAGUUUGACUUAGCACAGUUGUUUGCAGUCAAAUCUUGUUAGACCUGUCCUGAUUUUCAUAGUCUUAUGGAAAAAUGUCAAUUUUCUUUGCUGCCCCUCUUUUUAAAAGAAUGAAUGCCUUUUAUUCAAUACAAAAGUGGUGCUUUUCCUCUUUUGCCUAAAUACUUCUUUGCUAUUUUACUUCCUAUAAUUGCGUCCAUUGAGACCCUCUAAGUCAUGGAUUGGAGAGUUCGUAAUUUUAAAUUUAAGAAUAACUUGGGACGAAUUCUGUAUUCAAAACUUAUUUCCGUUCAAAGUUGAAUAAAACAAUGUACAGGUCCUUCUCCGACUUGGGAGGGUCAUUGUUUAAGAAAGUUCUUUAAAAAAAAUCUUUUUCAACUAAUUGAAUGAAUAAAGACAAAACCGUGACAAAGAAUGGAUGCUUUCUUUUUAUGUUUGUUGGAAAUUUUAUUGUUGUCCUUGAGCGAGUGAUGGCGUAACUGAGAGAGUAAUAAUGUGUAAAAAUCAUGAGCAUUCCUCACUAAACGUGGAAAAUUGGGUAUUUGUGAAUUGUUACGAUUGUAACCUGCAGUGUGAUUAAGAGUAAGCGAGUUUACGUGCAUUUGUGUGUAUUUGUUUUGAUCACUCAAGUCAUGCAAUAAAUUUGAGAAAUGCAAA
Molecule: messenger RNA, 2052 nt
Organism: Neocloeon triangulifer
Lineage: Eukaryota; Metazoa; Arthropoda; Insecta; Ephemeroptera; Baetidae
Gene: ERp44
Product: endoplasmic reticulum resident protein 44
Exons: 8
Coding region: 113-1333 (406 amino acids)
Source: RefSeq, a predicted model, not a curated record